Molecule: messenger RNA, 3049 nt
Organism: Phoenix dactylifera (date palm)
Lineage: Eukaryota; Viridiplantae; Streptophyta; Magnoliopsida; Arecales; Arecaceae
Product: two-component response regulator ORR24-like
Biological process (GO): cytokinin-activated signaling pathway; phosphorelay signal transduction system
Molecular function (GO): DNA binding
Source: RefSeq, a predicted model, not a curated record
GAUGCGUGUUGAUGAACAUACAUGAUAGAUUGACAUUGCACCUUUCUAAUUGAUGCAUUGAGUGAAUGGCACAUACCACCGUAUCUACGAGCAUAUAACUUUUAUUAAAAAUAAAAAAUUAGAAAAAUAGCCUAAUGAUGUUUUAAAAAAGCUAAAUAAUUAUUAAAUAGGAACAAAGCCUAUCUCUCCUUCAUUUUUUUUCCUCAUGUAGCUCCCCUAGUUUUCCAUGAUUUUCUGGAAAUUAUUUCUCUUGUUAAUUGAUAGCACAUAGAAAAUUAAGAAAUAAAUCUUAAAAUAAAACAAGGAAAGUUUCCAUUUUCGUGGGUGCAUGCAAUGGGUCCCCUGCAUGAUUCCACCCAAUCCGAAGCUCUCUUGCUCCUUUCCCCAUUUAACCUCCUCCCUUAACCCCUCAAAUAUUUCCUUCUGUCAACCCUUCCAUUUGCCAAACCAACUCUACUCCGAAUCCCUUCAAAUCCGCUCCCUUUCUCCCUCCUAUUUUUCUCAGCAACUGCUGACUUCUUUCCCGGUCUUUUCUCUUUGACCAGUUCUGUUAUAGGAUUUGAGAAGGCUAUUGUGGUUUUGAGUUCCUUGGGAGUUCUUAGGUAGGUGUUGGAUACCUGCCGCGGAUUUGGUCGCUGGUCCUCGACUUCUCUUUGGAGUGGAAGAAUGACAGUAGAAGAGAGCGGGAGAAGCAAGGGGAAUGAUGCGGAAACCACGGACAAGUUCCCCACGGGCAUGCGUGUUCUCGCCGUCGAUGAUGAUCCCACUUGCCUCAAGUUGUUGGAGAAUCUUCUCCUGCGCUGCCAUUAUGAUGUUACAACAGCCAGUCAGGCAAUCGUCGCUUUGAAAAUGUUGAGGGAGAACAAAGACAAGUUUGAUCUGGUUAUCAGUGAUGUCCACAUGCCAGACAUGGAUGGUUUCAAGCUUUUAGAGCUUGUGGGCCUCGAAAUGGACCUCCCUGUUAUUAUGAUGUCUGCAAAUGGCGAUACUAAAGCUGUGAUGAAGGGGAUAACUCAUGGUGCUUGUGACUAUCUGUUGAAGCCCAUCCGGAUUGAGGAGCUUAAGAACAUUUGGCAGCAUGUGGUUAGGAGGAAAAAGUUUGAUUCAAGAUAUCAGAAUGAAGGGGAGAGUAGUCUGAAGGCCCAACUUCCUAAUUCUGAAGGCGUGCAGGGGCCUCGUGAUCGUAGUGGUAAGCUUAACAGGAAGAGGAAGGAUCAGACUGAAGAAGAUGAACUAGAUUCUGAAGAAAACCUGCAUGGGAAUGAAGAUCCCUCAACGCAGAAGAAGCCAAGAGUCGUUUGGUCCGUUGAGUUGCAACGCAAAUUUGUCGCUGCUGUUAAUCAAUUGGGCGUUGACAAGGCUGUACCCAAGAAGAUACUUAGUCUCAUGAAUGUUGAGAAGCUAACAAGAGAAAAUGUUGCAAGCCAUCUGCAGAAGUACAGGCUCUACCUGAAAAGGCUCAGUACUGUGGCAAACCAGCAAACUCACAUGGCCACCGUUUUAGGAGGUAGAAACUCCUAUAUUAAUAUGAGUUCAUUGGAUGGUUUUAGUAAUUUUCACGCAUUGAGGGGAUCUGGACAGCUACCAACUCUUGCAUCUUUUCAACCAAAUGGUUUACCUGGUAAAAUGAAUAGUUCAUCUGCAUUUGGAAUGCAUGGGUUGGUACCUUCUCAGAAUGUUCAACUUGGCUGCACCCAGAACAACAGAAGCUAUCCUAUUAAUGAUCUCAGGAAGCUUCAGGGCAUUAGUCUACUUGGAAACCAUCAAGGAAAUUCACUUCAGGGGAUGCCAACUUCUAUGGGACCAGAUCAGCUGCAACAACCCAAGGUAGUGCAGGAAGCAAACAAUAUAUUGCCUUCUGGUUUAUCUGGCAGUGGACUGGCCAAUGGUGUUUUCAGCAGCACUUUUGCUAAUAUGACAAACAAUGCUUUGUCAAUACAAGCAAAUAAGGAGCAGACACAAACUGGGGGAUCGGGCAAUUAUUCUUCUGUUAGAAUGCCUUCCUCUAGCUCAGACCCUUUUGAGUUUUGUUUUGGGGACUCUUCUUACUUUCCUGAUCUUGUUAGAUGUGAUGACACUUGGCAAGAUGUUCUUUCAUCAACUGAUCUUUGUGCAAGCACUUUGCCUAUAUGUGCUCCUUUUAGUAAUAACUGUUCUUCUACCAACAACAUUGGAGGCCGUGUUUCUCCAAUUAUCUCAAAUAUGAAUGGUGAUAUUUGUUGUCAACCUUCCAUCCAUGUUACAGUGGCACCCAUGCACGAUUCAGUGAUAGGAAAUGAUGUACAUGGCAAAGUCGGUUCCCUUGGUGGGAGCAUGAUGCCUAUUCCAAUAGGUGCUAAAAAAGACCCAAAGUUCUCAGAUUUUGGAAGCUCAGACAAACAGAACCAUAGCUUUAAUCCUAUUUAUGAUCGGAUAUUGAGCAAUGGCAUUGGUAACAAAAGGACGGAUACAGAUGUGAUUGGACAAAAGGUGCUUGAUUCUUCAGGCCUUGCACAAGAUUGCAGUAUCGAUAAGUCAAGAGCUAAUGGUCAGCUGACUUACAAGGAUGAAGAUGCAUUGGAGAUCACAAAGUCGCAGUGUGAUUUUAAUUCUACUGAUUGCAGCCAUGAUGGAUUUGCGAAUGCCAUGAUUAAGCCGGUUGAUGGAGAGCCGAAUGCUUCCAGUAGUAAGUCCAGCAUGCAACAUUAUAUAUGAGCUUCUUUUGCUCUUGGAUCUUGGUCAAGGAUGGAGGAACUUAAUGUUGUCAAAUUCGUGGAUGGAGUUUUAGGAUGUGAAUGUUAAUAUGGAAGUGAAACCCUUCAGUUUGAGGACUAAUGGUUCAUUGUUGACAGAUUUGUACAUCAUUUCUGAACUUAUUUUAUGCUGCUGUGCAGUCCCUCUUUCAUGGGUGCUAUUUACAGUUGUCGCAUUAGUUUACCUUUGCUUUUUCUAGGAUACUCAAACGUGUGCAUCAAAUGAUCAUUUGAUGAAAAGUUGGUGGUUUUGCAUUAAAAUGCUGUAAUGUGGACCUUUAUGUUAGUAUGAAUAAUUAUUGUUUGUAUAGGUGAAA